ACAACUUCGGUUGAGCUUCACCUUCCUAAACCUCUCCCGGAUUCCUUUCAUGGACGAGAUCCUCCGUCGCUUUCGUUCGUUGUUGAUAAAUAGCAGCCAUUUGCUCAACUCGCUCUCUUGCAGAUCGGAGCAAGGAAGCGAGGCGUGAUGGCAGGCGUAGUCCCGAAGAUCUCCUUCCCUUCCUCUCCUGCUAGGAUCUCUGGGUUCACCUCGCCUCGAUGGCCGACCUGCAAGUUCACAUCUCUGUCUAGAUCCACGUUGUCGAGGGCUUCCCUCAGCGUCCGGAGGGCCUCCUCGGCUUCCACGAUCUCGGAUACCUUCUCUCGUCUGAAGGAACAAGGGAAGGUUGCAUUGAUACCUUUUAUCACUGCUGGAGAUCCUGAUCUAUCCACAACAUCAGAAGCAUUGAAAAUUUUAGAUUCUUCAGGUUCGGACUUGAUCGAAUUAGGCGUUCCCUACUCUGAUCCUUUGGCAGAUGGACCUGUAAUUCAGGCUGCUGCUACACGUGCAUUAGAGAAUGGAACGAACUUUGAUGGUGUUAUAUCAAUGCUAAGGGAGGUAAUACCUCAAUUAUCAUGCCCAAUUUCUCUCUUCACAUAUUACAAUCCAAUCCUAAAGCGUGGAGUUGAGAAGUUCAUGUCUACUAUAGAAGAAGUUGGUGUACGUGGGCUUGUUGUGCCCGAUGUUCCUUUAGAGGAGAAUGAAAGUUUAAGAAAAGAGGCCAUUAAGCAUAACAUUGAGUUGGUUCUGCUUUCAACACCGACCACUCCGCCUGAACGAAUGAAAGAAAUUGCACAAGCUUCAGAAGGAUUCAUAUACUUGGUGGCCACUGUUGGUGUUACUGGUGCUCGUGCAUCUGUUAACUUGCAAUUACAAUCUCUUCUGCAAGAGAUUAAAGAGGUUUUCAAUCUCAUGUCUUUCUGCCAUUUUGCAACCCCUAAACCAGUUGCAGUUGGGUUCGGAAUAUCGAAGCCUGAGCAUGUCAAGCAGGUAGCCGGAUGGGGAGCAGAUGGUGUGAUUGUCGGCAGUGCAUUCGUUAAGCUUCUAGGCGAGGCGAAAUCCUCCGAUGAAGGGCUAAAGCAACUCGAAACCUUCACUCGCUCCUUGAAAGCUGCGCUUCCCUGAGAUGGAACCAGACCGAUAAAUAAGGAAGACGAUCAUAAUCCUUCCUUUUGCCCUCCCCUUCUACUUAACUUUCUCAAUUUGAAUAAGCAUGCCUUGUGCCAUCUAUUGUAUUAUGGUUCCUGUUCCUAGACAUUGAUUCAUUCGGAAAAUAAUAAAAUGAUGGCCAAUGCAUCAUUCAAGGUCCUUGUAGAAUAACAUUCAAGUACCCUGUCCUCACGGGUGUGCAUAAGUUGAGCUCCGAAUUUACUCAAUAAUACUUUAAAUCUUUGUCACAA
Molecule: messenger RNA, 1400 nt
Organism: Zingiber officinale
Lineage: Eukaryota; Viridiplantae; Streptophyta; Magnoliopsida; Zingiberales; Zingiberaceae
Product: tryptophan synthase alpha chain-like
Exons: 9
Coding region: 148-1125 (325 amino acids)
Biological process (GO): L-tryptophan biosynthetic process
Cellular component (GO): chloroplast; cytosol
Molecular function (GO): tryptophan synthase activity
Source: RefSeq, a predicted model, not a curated record